AUGGCUCAUGAGGAGAAUACCUCGAGAUUAGGGCAUAUUAUUACAGAAGUAAAGAAGCAGUCGUGGCUAUUAGUGCCUAUAAUAGUUUCUGGAGUAUUGGAGAAAUUAAUACAGAUCAUCUCCCUCUCAUUUGUUGGCCAUCUUGGAGAUCUCCCCCUCUCUGCCGCUUCUAUGGCUGCUUCUAUUUCUGGGAUCACUGGCAUGAGUAUAUUGAUGGGAAUGUUAAAUGCAUUGGAUACCUUAUGCGGACAAGCAUAUGGGGCAAAAGAAUACCAUUUGCUCGGUAUAUAUUUGCAAAGAGCCAUGCUUCUCAAUGUUGUUACCUGCAUCCCUCUUGCUUUCGUUUGGCCUUUCGCUGGUAAAAUCCUCCAUGCAAUUGGUCAAAAUGAGGAGAUAUCAAUGGCUGCUCAAUUGUACAUUCGUUAUGUGUGGUUUUCUUCAAAAGUCAAGGAAACUUGGACUGGCUUCUCAAAGCAGGCUUCGCAAGAUUUCUCCAACACUAGUAAACUUGCAUUCACUUCUGCUUUAAUGAACUGCUUAGACUUUUGGUCAUUUGAAGUUAUUUUUCUUAUGUAUGGUUAUCUUCCUAAUCCAAAACUGGAAACGUCUGUCCUGGCAAUUUCCCAAAACACCUCUAUUCUCACGUACAUGAUCCCCGUUGGUAUUGGUGCUUCUCUAAGCACACGUGUUUCUAAUGAACUGGGUGCCGGAAAUCAACAAAAUGCUCGCUUUGCAAUAUAUAUUGCCGGAACAUUAGCAAUUUUGGAGGGUGUUACUAGAGGAUGUGGUUGGCAAAAACUCGGAGUUUUUGUUAACUUUAGUGCUUACUAUAUAGUUGGGCUCCCUUUUGCUGGUCUAUUUGCAUUUUAUUGGCAUCUUAAAGUGAAGGGCUUGUGGCUUGGAAUUAUGUGUGGCCUAUCUAUACAACUAUUUUUACUUCUUAUCAUCACUGUAUUUGCUGACUGGGAAAAAGUAGCAAGGAAGGCAGUGGAUAGAGUUAACAAGUCCACAGUGGCUACGGGCAGGAUAACAACCAUGAGUGAUAAUCCUCAAGCUGAUAAUUUCACUGAGAGAGGAAGUACAAGUGGCUGUGGGGGCAUGGUAACAGCAAUGAAUGAUAAUCCUCAAGCUGAUAAUUCAUUGAGCGAGGAAAUACAAGCUGAUAAUUCACUGUGCGAGGAAAUACAAUUAUCUAGUGAUUGUUACUAG
Messenger RNA from Dioscorea cayenensis subsp. rotundata (Guinea yam), 1209 nucleotides. RefSeq names its product protein DETOXIFICATION 16-like. Lineage: Eukaryota; Viridiplantae; Streptophyta; Magnoliopsida; Dioscoreales; Dioscoreaceae. The record is from RefSeq and is a predicted model, not a curated record. The coding region runs from base 1 to 1209 and encodes 402 amino acids. The transcript has 9 exons. Gene Ontology annotation, cellular component: membrane. Gene Ontology annotation, molecular function: xenobiotic transmembrane transporter activity; antiporter activity. Gene Ontology annotation, biological process: xenobiotic detoxification by transmembrane export across the plasma membrane.